CGGAAACACGCUUAUAUCUGGGCAAUGAGACACGUAUUUAAAGAUGGACUGUCCCACCUUGUCUAGCUUCGACUCAUGAUAUUUUACUUUUGACAUACCUACUAUUUUCAGAAAGAAAUAGGCCAUAGCUUCGAUGACGAGACCUUCACAGUCCCGAGAGACGGAAUCCUCCGAUCGUCCGAGUCACUCCAUCUUCAGCGACGACAUACAAGGGUAUCACAGCAGCCUGCUGGGAUCCAACGACUCUCAUAAAGAGCUCAGAGAGGAAACUAUUCCUCCCAUUAUUACGAGUGACAUAUUUACGGCAUGGACGAAAAAUACUGCACCUCUUGUGCCUCAAUUCGGCCUACUAGCAGGCGUCAAUGACGGUAGAUAUCCUGCUCUGACAGAUGACCCCCGCCUGUUCUUCAAUGUCACUCCUCCCUCGAGCACGUUUAUCUGUGGCUCUCAAGGAUCCGGCAAAAGUCAUACGCUGUCCUGCAUGCUAGAGACCUGUUUGAUCUCAUCCCGAGCUGGAUGUUUGUCAAAGCCCUUAACGGGCUUGGUCUUCCAUUACGAUACCUUCAUAAGUGAUCAGAUGGGAUCGCCGUGUGAAGCUGCGUUUCUAUCGUCGAGUCCCGAUGUGGAAGUUCGUGUCUUAUGUGCGCCAACCAAUGUCCACGCAAUUAGAGGUGCCUACUCGAGACUUGGUGUCAAAGUGUCUGCUUUGGAAAUAGAUCAAGGACAUCUCAAUACGAAGCGAAUGCUGGAUCUAAUGGCGGUCGGACAAGACGACGGGCAAAUGCCGUUGUAUAUGCACACAGUGAAGCGUAUACUACGCGAGAUGCGGGUAGCACAGCAGGAAACACAAACAGUGUUCAAUUACAGUGCUUUCAAGAAGAUGGUCAUGGAUUCGACUUUAACCCCUGCUCAGCUCGAGCCGCUGAAGCAAAGGCUGGACAUGCUCGAGAGCUUCAUGCCACGGGAGCAAACCAGCACUCGUGAUAAGAAGAAUAAAUACCCUUCCUCAGCUUCCUCAAAAGGGACUGAUUGGGAGCCAAAGGCACGCCGCUUGACAAUCUUGGAUCUGUCUUGCCCAUGUAUCUCGCCUGAAACCGCAUGUUCCCUGUUUAAUAUUUGCCUGGGAAUAUUUCUCGAGCAAGAUCCUCAAAUCGGGAGGGUUGUUGCUCUAGACGAGGCCCACAAGUAUAUGAACAGCUCCCCCGAGGCUCGCGGCUUUACUGAAACCCUGUUAUCCGCAGUCCGGCUCCAGCGACAUCUUGGCAUCCGCAUGAUUAUAUCCACACAGGAACCGACAGUCUCAACAGCACUCUUGAAUCUCUGUUCAACAACCAUUGUGCACCAUUUUACCUCUCCAGAAUGGCUACGAAUCCUGCAUAAGCACCUAGCUGGAGCUGGAGAAGAUGCUGUCGCUGUCAAUGAGCUGCAAGCAGGAGAACCGAAUAACUCGUCUAAAGAGCCCAAUACGCAGAGUAGUUUGUUCAACAAGAUUGUGAGCCUGCGAGUUGGGGAGGCCAUAAUAUUCUCACCAAGUACAAUUAUCCGAGUACGUGGGGUGGAUGAGGACGGCAAACUUUCCUUCGAGCGUCUCGGCAACGGCAAUGUUCAGGUCAGGGUAAGGCAGCGACUGACACUUGAUGGAGGACGGAGCCUACUAUGCCGUUGAUAGAUAGCAUUCUCUUGAAGACAAACUCAUCGACAAAUGUGUGAUGCUGGGUUUGAUAAGGAGCAGUCAUAAUGAUGAAACCCAUAUGUUGUGGUCGUGGUUAGGAAAUCAGAACAUAUGGUGGUAGAGGCUUACAAGGAACAUCGUGCUCAGAAUGAAAAUGAUUUGCUAAUUGAAGCCGCUUUCAAUGGUUCGAAUGAAUCUUCUUGCCAUUGUCUUAACUAAUGAACGGUGAGCCGACAAUUCUACGUCAGCAAAGUGACAGCAGAAAUAG
Molecule: messenger RNA, 1940 nt
Organism: Aspergillus homomorphus CBS 101889
Lineage: Eukaryota; Fungi; Ascomycota; Eurotiomycetes; Eurotiales; Aspergillaceae
Exons: 4
Coding region: 134-1666 (510 amino acids)
Source: RefSeq, a predicted model, not a curated record